Lathyrus oleraceus (garden pea) is the source of this 804-nucleotide messenger RNA. RefSeq names its product vegetative cell wall protein gp1-like. The transcript has 3 exons. Bases 1 to 804 code for a protein of 267 amino acids. The record is from RefSeq and is a predicted model, not a curated record. NCBI's taxonomy places the organism in Eukaryota, Viridiplantae, Streptophyta, Magnoliopsida, Fabales, Fabaceae.
AUGCACUAUGAACCCUCUCCCUCUACCACCAAAACCUCUGAUACUCCUACCUCUAAUCCACCAUCACCUCCUUUUCAAAAAUUUAACCUCUCCACCACAACCUUACCAAUCUCUGAAGCUGAAAUGCUUAACAAACCUUUCUCACCAAUCUCUUCAACAUCGUCAUCUCCACCUUACUACAUCCUCUCAUCUGACUCAGAACCUUCUGACCUCCAAUCCCCCACCUUUGCUCAGCUUCAGGCUCGUGCUCUUGCCUCACAACAACAACCUAAACUAGAAGCCAACAUUCCACCACCACCUGAACAACCAAUUCCACUACCAUCUGAACAACCACAAACACCACCUUCUGAACAACCCACAACACCACCAUCUGAACAACCACCAACUCCACCACCAUCUGAAACUCCCAUCGUACCACCCUCUAAAAACUUUAUUAUCCCUACCUCUGAACCUCCCGCUGAAUCUACUCAUACACCACCAGCAUCUUCAUCCCUCACUCCUGAACCAGAACCUACCUUCCCCACCCUAGAAGAGGCAAUCUCUUUAUUUGUGGAGUCUUUAGUGGAGAAAAUCAUAUCUCUAUCUGAGAACUCUGAGAAGUUGGAGAAAGGUUGUAGGCACGACUGGUCAGAGAGGCAAAGGAAAAUGCCAAAAGAUAAGGCUCGUCUGGAAGAAGAGCAAAGGGUUAGAGAAGCUGCAGAGAAGGGUGCUGCUGCUGCGGCUGCUGCUGAAGCUGAAGCAAAAGAGAAGAGGGCAGCACGCAUAGCUGCAGAAGAAGCUGCAAAGGCAAGCAACAAUGUGUAG